This is a messenger RNA of Protopterus annectens (West African lungfish), 1483 nucleotides long. RefSeq names its product RAP1A, member of RAS oncogene family (gene RAP1A). Lineage: Eukaryota; Metazoa; Chordata; Ceratodontiformes; Protopteridae. The record is from RefSeq and is a predicted model, not a curated record. Gene Ontology annotation, biological process: negative regulation of synaptic vesicle exocytosis; cellular response to cAMP; Rap protein signal transduction. Gene Ontology annotation, cellular component: plasma membrane. Gene Ontology annotation, molecular function: GDP binding; GTP binding; GTPase activity.
UAGUUUUUCGAUGCAGCAAUUAGCUGAAGAGUAAUUACGAUUCGGGCUGGCUCAGAAGAGGCGUUGCCCUUUUAACUGGACCGAGAGUGAGGCUGCCGGAUGACGUUCACGACAACGAGCAGGAGUUGAGAUUGGGAGUCUGGCGGAGGAGCGGCAGAGGGAGUCGACCUUUCAGAACGAAGAAUUUUGCAUGAAAGGGCAAAGAAAGACUGUUGCACUGAAUCUGACCACAAACGGUUUGGCUUAAAUCAUUCUCAGUAGCUGAAUGAUCACUAAGGUUGUGGUACAAGGGAGCAGACCACAUCAUGCGCGAAUACAAACUAGUGGUCCUUGGUUCAGGAGGUGUUGGAAAGUCUGCUUUGACAGUGCAGUUUGUUCAAGGUAUUUUUGUUGAAAAAUAUGAUCCAACAAUAGAGGAUUCAUACAGAAAGCAAGUUGAAGUAGAUGGCCAACAAUGUAUGCUUGAAAUCCUUGACACAGCAGGAACGGAGCAAUUCACAGCAAUGAGGGAUCUUUAUAUGAAAAAUGGCCAAGGCUUUGCACUGGUAUACUCCAUUACUGCACAGUCAACAUUUAAUGACCUACAGGACCUGAGAGAACAGAUCUUGCGAGUUAAAGAUACUGAAGAUAUCUUUUAUGACCUCGUCAGGCAGAUAAAUAGGAAAACACCAGUGGAGAAAAAGAAGCCCAAAAAGAAAACAUCGUGUUUGUUACUUUAGACAUUUGUACAGCAGCAGCUCUGAACCAGAAUGCAGGAAUGAAGAACUGUUGCCUAAAUGGAAAGUGCCAGCAUUCCAUCCCACUGUAGAGAGAAAACUAAAAUUAAAAUGACCUCAUUGAAGAGGACUUACCUGUUUUAUAUCAUAAGUGAAAAAAACUGAUCUCAGCAAUUUGCACACAAGGUCCCCAAAAAUGCUCUCUGUACAACAUGGAAAAAAAGACAACAGUAUUUUCGUUUGCAAAAGUGGUUAUAAGAGAUGUAAAAAUGAUUAUAUUUGAAUUUAGUUGUGUAAUUAUACAAAAGAGCAUGGACACAUUUCAGAUGUUAUAGAUAUUUCAAGUGUAAUUAAGAGAUGAUUUACAUAUUGACCUUCUCCUGUUCCUUUUUUUCUUCCUAUCAUGCACUGAAAAUUCAAGUAUAAUAGAGGCUACUUCACCCCAAACUGCAUUUCUUGUUUGUUUCCAUUGUUGGACAGACCACAACAAAUAAUGUAUACCCGUUUGGUCUUGUGACUUAAUUUUAUAUUUAAGUUAAAGAAAAACAUUGUUUAUUCUGCCACUAUAUUCUGGUUAAAAUGUGCAUAAUGCUUUGGAAACAAAUGGGUCUUUUAUAAGGGAAAAACUGUGGAAAAUUGAUUUAUAUGGCUUUCAAAGCUGAAAUAUAUAAUAUACUAAACCAAGUCUAAUAUUGCUUCUUGUGUUUUACUGCCACAAAUUAAAUUACAGCUUUUAUGAAUUAAAAUUUAGUACAUUUUUAUUGUUA